AGAUAGAUCUAUCGCAGACUAGGUAUAUCGAUAUAGUCUGUGGCAGAUCUAUCUCAGUCCGUGGCCAUAGACAAUAAAAAAUAGAUCGUAGUUUAUAGAUCUAGAUAAUGCUAGUGGGCUUUAAUCUAUCGAUAUAAUCACUGAACAUUCUUAUCCUUAUGCCUAUAUUUUUCGUAUUAUACAAAGUUCACUGUUAUCCGUUAUCAGAAAUAUUUUAUUUCAGUGUAACACUGUUUGGUUUUGUAGUUAGUAAACAAAUUUAUUGUUCAUAUUUGAUUUUUUCAUUUGUUCUACUUCGACUUCACGGUUUGUCAGUUGUCACAACUUCUACGUUUAGCACUUCGUUAUAACUUGUAACUUAUUUUUGAAAUUAUUUUGGUUUUUUACUUAUACUUUUAGUUGUUUAAAUAUAUUUAAAGUGCCGCGAAUUUUGGUUAGCCAAAUUGACACACGUUACUUUCUAUUUUAUUGUACAUUAUUGAAAUUAGGUUUAAAUAUGUGCGUUGAUUGGAUAUUUUAGACCAAUGUAUUACGAAUCUAUUAAGUAAUAAUUCUGGAUUUCUAACGAUGUCUACUGCUACAAGUAGUGAUAAUUCAGACAUUGCUAGCAGAAUUCCAAAAAUAGCUGAUAAAUUUGAAGAGAGCGGAUCCAACAUUUUAGUACGUAAAAUUGUGUCUACUGAAAACAAUUUAGACGAUCCAUACGAUAAGAAAAAACUUUCUGUGAUAUCUACCUCAUCAUCCAGUAGUUCUUCAGAUUCAAAUAGUUCAGAUUCUGAGACUGACAAUAGUUCAGACUUGGACGAAGAAGAGAACGAUAGAGCAGAGAAGAAGCUUCGAGAACAAUUACAAACUAUUGAAACAGAAUUUUAUGUAACAAAAGAAAUGUUGUUUAUUGAAAGAAUAAAAGACAUUGAUGAGAAAUUAGUUGAAGUAAAAUUGGGUACAGCUAAAGAAUAUCGUAUACCUUUACAAGAAUUACAAGAUCAAAUGAAAUCUCGACUUGAAGUAGCUACUGUUUUGAGACAGUUCAAAUUAACAAAUCUAAAACAUAAAUACGAAGCAGAAGAACAAGCAAUAAGACAAAACUUUGAGAAUAAUAAGGAAAUUUUGUAUGAUUCUAUAAAAGCUGAUUUAGAAGAAAAAAUUCAGCGAUUAGAAGAAGCACGUAAUGAAGUAGAUAUAGAUGCUUCUCUUUGGUUAGGCCGUAGUUUAACACGCAGUGGACGUGGACGUGGAAGGCGACCCUAUGGUCAUGUACAACCCAAGCGGAAACCAGUUAUUGUAUCUGGCCCAUGUAUAGUCUACAACCUUAAAGAACAUGAAAUACUUGAAGAUUGGACUACAAUUAAAAAAUUGUUAUCAUCGUCAAAACGAAGAGAAAUUGCAGAGCAACGAUAUAGACCAUAUGAUUAAAGAAACAAGGUAUUUCAGAAAGUUCCUUUGUUUAUAUUUUAAGUAGGAAUUAUAUCAAAAUUUAACUUAUGUACUAAUUUAACAAGUCCAGAUUCUAUAUAUUGUCCCUUAUUUUACACUUAGACCUUAAAUUCAAAUCAUUCAAUAUAAAUAUGGUUGGUAUCUCUAUUAAUGUCAAGUUAUUGAUUGCCAAUAAUUAUGAUUCUGCUUUACCUAACCAAAUAAAUAUUAGAAUGAUUUAAAAAGGGGUUUGUAUUUAAAUUAAAAAACUCAUA
Molecule: messenger RNA, 1691 nt
Organism: Diuraphis noxia (Russian wheat aphid)
Lineage: Eukaryota; Metazoa; Arthropoda; Insecta; Hemiptera; Aphididae
Gene: Brms1
Product: breast cancer metastasis-suppressor 1-like protein
Source: RefSeq, a predicted model, not a curated record